AUGGCGGCCACGCUCGUUCAAGCUGCUCCUUACUCUCAAGCCGGCGGCUCCACCAUGUUGAGAUUCGGAUGCUCUCAGAUCUCCAUCGAUCGUGUGGAUCCCCUCGUCAACCCUGACGCCAUCCCGAGUCCGCACAUGCAUCAGAUCAUCGGCGGCAACGCGUUCAACGCUUCCAUUGCCUCGACGGACGUCGCUUCGCUGGCCACGUGCACGUCUUGCAACUUUGCGGACGAUUUCUCCAAUUACUGGACAGCCAAUCUUUACUUCAAGGCUCGUAACGGUACCUAUAAGCGUGUUCCCCAGAUCCCAAACAGAUCCGAAUUCAGCGACAAGUUCGGCCCUCAGAUGAACAGUGGCUUCAUCGUGUACUACGUCUCGGACGGAAAGGGCAAAGUCACCGCCUUCAAGCCCGGUUUCCGCAUGCUGGUUGGUAAUGCCACUCAACGCACCAAGGUCGGAAGCGGAAGAAAGUCCCAGUCGUGCUUCAGAUGUUACUCCGGCCCCAACUUCGGCGGCGACAACGACGCUCCUUGCGCCGACGCUUCUUUGGAUACCGAGACUCUCCCUGCCAAUGCGUGCUUGGGUGGUAUUCGAUCGAACAUUUUGUUCCCAACCUGCUGGGACGGCAAGAAUCUCGACUCCCCCAACCACCAAGACCACGUCGCCCUGCCCACCACGGGCGCCCAAGCCUUCACCGGCUCCUCCACCGGCGGCGCCUGCCCAUCCACCCACCCUGUCAAGAUCCCGCAAAUCAUGCUCGAAAUCGUCUGGGACACCACCGGCUUCAACAACAAAGCCGAAUGGCCCGCGGACGGCUCGCAACCCUUCGUCCUCUCGACUGGCGACACCACCGGCUACAGCCAACACGGCGACUACGUCUUUGGAUGGAAGGGCGACGCGCUGCAGCGGGCUAUGGAUGGAGGUCCUUGUAUGGGAGCCAGCUGUGCGAGUCUGCCGAUUAGCGCUGUUAGUGCGGCGAAGUCUUGUACGGUGCCGAAGCUGUACCAGGAGAAUGCUGAUGGCUGGAUCUCGAGCCUUCCGGGUUUGGAUUAGAAUGUGUGAGAGAUGGUGGGAAGGGGGAGGGAAAGAGAGAGGUGGAUUAGAGAUUGCAUGUCCGAUUUUUCUUUGUUCACUUCACUUCACAUUCAUAUAUCAGGAGAUGUCGACUGCUAUGCUCAUUGACAAGACGUUCCGUUCGUACUCAGUGCUCUCCGUAGUAAGUAGGUAGGUAGUUAUGUUUAGAUUAGGAACUUAACCGAG
Mollisia scopiformis is the source of this 1260-nucleotide messenger RNA. RefSeq lists its product as uncharacterized. The record is from RefSeq and is a predicted model, not a curated record. The transcript is spliced from 6 exons. NCBI's taxonomy places the organism in Eukaryota, Fungi, Ascomycota, Leotiomycetes, Helotiales, Mollisiaceae. The coding region runs from base 1 to 1053 and encodes 350 amino acids.